Molecule: messenger RNA, 867 nt
Organism: Urocitellus parryii (Arctic ground squirrel)
Lineage: Eukaryota; Metazoa; Chordata; Mammalia; Rodentia; Sciuridae
Gene: Il1b
Product: interleukin 1 beta
Biological process (GO): immune response; positive regulation of immature T cell proliferation in thymus; inflammatory response
Molecular function (GO): interleukin-1 receptor binding; cytokine activity
Source: RefSeq, a predicted model, not a curated record
GCUCCACAGCGCAGCAGGCGGAUCUGGGAUUCUCUCCUACCAGUCUUUGUUGUUCAGGUCUCAAAGGCAGCCAUGGCAGCAGUACCCGAACUGGCCAGUGAGAUGAUGGCUUACCACAGUGACGAGAACGACCUGUUCUUUGAAGUGGACAGCCCCAAACACAUGAAGUGCAACUGGCAGGACCUUUACCUCGGCUCCGUGGACGAGGGCAUCCAGCUGCAGAUCUCCCAGCUGCRCCUCAACAAGAGCUUGCAGCAGGUGGUGUCUCUCGUCGUGGCCGUGGAGAAGCUGCGGAUCCUUCCUGGCACACAGGCCCCCCGGGGCAAGGACCUGCACACCUGCCUUUCCCUCAUCUUUGAAGAAGAGCCCAUCUUCUGUGACCCCUGGGAUGACGACGGAUACGAGUAUGACGCGGCCGUCCCGGUGCUGAACUGCCGGCUGCGCGACGUCCAGCAGAAGAGCCUGGUGCUGUCCRACCCGUGUGAGCUCAAAGCUCUGCACCUCAACGGACCGAAUCUGAGGCAACAAGUGGUGUUCUCCAUGAGCUUUGUGCUGGGAGAAGGGAAUGACAGCAAGACACCAGUGGCCUUGGGCAUCAAGGGGAAGAACCUGUACCUGACCUGUGUGAUGAAGGGGGACAAGCCCACCCUGCAGCUGGAGAGUGUAGACCCCAAAAGUUACCCCAAGAAGAGGAUGGAGCCGAGGUUCGUGUUCAACAAGAUAGAGGUCAAAGACAAGGUGGAGUUUGAGUCUGCUCAGUUCCCCAACUGGUACAUCAGCACCUCCCAGGCGGAGCACCUGCCCGUCUUCCUGGGGAACAACAGCGGCCAGGAUAUAACAGACUUCACCAUGGAAUUCAUGUCCUAA